This is a messenger RNA of Arctia plantaginis, 1218 nucleotides long. The record is from the annotation of a GenBank genome assembly. Lineage: Eukaryota; Metazoa; Arthropoda; Insecta; Lepidoptera; Erebidae.
AUGGGUAUUUUUGGGACUUCUUCACCCUUCGAUCAAGAUGUCGAGAGAGCGACCAGCGAAAACAACACGAGCGAGGAAUGGGGGCUGAUCAUGGACAUCUGCGACCGCGCCGGCGCGUCCAGCGCGCACGCCAAGGAGUGUCUGCGCGCCGUGCUGCGCCGCCUCGCGCACCCCGACCCGCACGUGCAGGUGCACGCCGCCACGCUGCUGGACGCCUGCGUGGCCAACUGCGGCCGCGCCUUCCACCUCGAGGUGGCGUCGCGCGACUUCGAGCAGGAGUUCCGCCGCCUGCUGGCGCGCGCGCAGCCCACCGUGGCGGCGCGUCUGCGCGCCCUGCUCCGCAAGUGGGCCGAGGGCGAGUUCCGCGACGACCCGCAGCUCGACCUCAUCCCGUCGCUGCACGCCAAGCUGCGCCAGGAGUCCGCCGACGCGGGGCCGGCGCCUCGCGCCUCCGACGCGCAGGCGCUGGCCGCGGCCGCCGCGCGCGAGCAGGAGGACCUCGCGCGAGCCAUAUCGCUGUCUCUGCGCGAGACCUCCGCGCCCGCGCCCCAGGCCCCCGCCGGGGCCUCGCAGGCGCUCUACCCGCGCGUCGACGCGCCCGAAGCCGCGCCGCCGCGCAAGGUGCGCGCGCUCUACGACUUCGAGGCGGCCGAGGAUAACGAGCUCACCUUCCUCGCCGGGGAGAUAGUGCACGUCACGGACUCGUCGGAUCCGAACUGGUGGAAAGGUCACAACGAGCGCGGCGAGGGUCUGUUUCCCGCGAACUUCGUGACGGGCGACCUGUCGGAGCCGGGCGCGGCGGCGGCCCCGGCGCCGGCCGAGAGCGCGGCGGCGCCGGCCGAGGAGGCGCUCGUGGCGCACAUCGACGAGGCCGCCAUGGACGCGGCGCUGGCGCUGCUGCACGAGGCGGACCCGCGCGAGGCGGGCGCGGCCGAGGCGGAGGCGGCGCUGGCGCGGCUCGAGGCGCGCGCGCACGCGAUGGGCGCGCUGGUGGACGCGGCGCUGGAGCGCGCCGACCGGCGCCACGCGCGCCUCACGCAGCUCAGCGCCGAGCUGGUGGACGCGCUCAACCUGUACCACUCGCUCAUGCGCGACCCGCUCAAGCCGCCCUACGCGUCGCUGGGGGGCCCCCCGCCGCCCCCGCCGGGGCCCCCGGGCCACUUCGCGCCGCACGCCUUCGCCCCGCAGCCGAUGCAUCCCCAACCGCCCAGGUGCUGA